Schistocerca cancellata (South American locust) is the source of this 7106-nucleotide messenger RNA. It is a transcript of the gene SCAP, whose product is annotated as sterol regulatory element-binding protein cleavage-activating protein. Gene Ontology annotation, molecular function: protein binding; sterol binding. NCBI's taxonomy places the organism in Eukaryota, Metazoa, Arthropoda, Insecta, Orthoptera, Acrididae. Bases 690 to 4895 code for a protein of 1401 amino acids. The record is from RefSeq and is a predicted model, not a curated record. Gene Ontology annotation, cellular component: Golgi membrane; endoplasmic reticulum membrane. Gene Ontology annotation, biological process: SREBP signaling pathway. The transcript is spliced from 23 exons.
UAUGAUCAUACAUGUAUACAUCUGCGAUGCAGAAGACGUGUGCGUGAAUGAGAAUGUGUGCGACAGUGUUCAUAAUAAAGUUUGUUGCUCGAAUGUUUUUAAUACGGGUCUUCCAGGGAUAGUUUUAGUGAAGAUGAAUUGCGACACACCAGUAUCGAAAGCAUACGUUAGGAAAUGCAGAAACAGUGCACUUAUAGGCAUACGAAUACGUUAGAACAUCUACGCCCACUUUUAUGAGCAUAAAGUGGUUUUUCGAUCUAUUUCAGAAUCAUCUCUUGUGGCAUAUCUUAAUGAAAGUGUAACGUUUUGCCUUUUGGUUACGUGUGCUUAGAACAACAUGGGCCGUAAACUGCCGUCAGUGUUGUAAACUUUGACAAGAGACGUGAAGUGUUGUGUAAUUGUGUAACACGGGAAAACGCUGUACAGUUGUCAUUUACAUUUGAGCGUUUUAAAACAAAAAUAUAUUAUUAAAUAUUUUCGUGAAGCAUGUUGCGGUCAUGGGUUAAUGAAGCGGUAGGUGUAUUGUGAAGGGAAGUGAACUGUUCGAAAAUUUGUUAAUAAGGUUGUGGUUACUUAAAACAAAAUUUACGAGCCAAUUACCACUAUCAGGCAAAGAAGAGCACAAAGUCUGGAAAAUAGUGAGAGGUAUGUUUACCAUGUCUAGCUUCUUGCUGUGGUGGUAAUGUGGGAUGGCAACUUCCGUGUCACCACCAGAUGGGCCUGCCCAUGUGAACUCACAUUCACAUCAGCGAUCAAGCACACGAGUGUCUCUGCCAGAGAAAGUUUCACAGCUGUAUUACGCCCAUGGACUGUUCUGUGCUAGUCAUCAGUGGCUUGUUUUGGGAUUUGCUGCCAUUGUUGUUUUGUUGUGCUGUUACCCACUGCUGAGUCUACCUUUACCAGGUAAUGUUCCUCAGGCACUAGUAGGAAACAAAACAUUCAUUUCCUCUAAUGUUCAAGCUCCAUUGUCGUCAUCUCAGCAGAACUCUGAACUUCCUCGAUGGUUCUCUGGCACACCAUUACUUUAUGUUCAUCAGGUAAUAGUAAGAUCUGCUGUGUGUCCAUGGGCUGAUGACUUGGUGCUUGCUGAUGGUUUUCGUGCACCUCUUGGAGAAGCUUUCAGAUUGCUUGAUGCUGUUAGAGACUAUCACCACGAGAAUAAUUCAUUGACACUUUCUGAUGUCUGCCUUCACGUGGAAUCUGCUGUGGCAUUGGCGCCAGAGCAUCGAUCAAUGGUGCCAGAGUUUGGAUGCCUAGUUUUGAGUCCUGCUGGCCUUUGGCAUCAUGACCCAGGACGUUAUGCUAAAGAUCCUGCACCACUGAGGACUGUAUUCACAUACCAAGGUGUUCAGCAUGGGAAGGUGAGUCUGUCAGAAGUUCUUCUGGGGCAUUGCGUGAAAGACACUGGAGUUAAGAGGUAUCCACUUCGAAGUCGGCAGAGAGUGCUGCAGUAUGCACUCACCCUAUUUCUUCGUGUUCACAGUCAAGAAUUUCUUGAUGGACUCCACCAGCGUUUGCGGCGAUUGUACCCACUACAUCAAGGAGGUGUUCAAAAUCUGGAUACGACAUACAAAAAUGAAAAUGAUUUGCUGCAUGUGUACUACCCAGGAAAAUUCAGUGCUCGAGCUGUUGCUCCUUUGAUUGCCACUUUGGUAGCCAUUUUUGUUUAUGUCUACUUUUCUUUGCGAAAAGUUGAACUCAUCAAAUCAAAGCUGGGGAUUGCAUUUGCAGUGGUGAUUACAGUUUUGGCAUCUCUCUUAAUGUCUGUGGGUCUAUGCUUCUCUUUUGGCCUGACCCUGUCCAUGAGUGGUCGUGACUACUAUCCAUACCUUGUUGUAAUUGUUGGACUGGAAAACGUAAUUAUUCUCACAAAAUCGAUAGUGUCUACUCCACCUCAUCUGGAUGCAAAAAUCCGUGUUGCACAGGGGUUGAGCCGAGAGGGUUGGUCUAUUACAAAGAAUCUUUUAACUGAGGUCACAAUCUUGACUUUCGGGUUAUUCACUUUGGUGCCAGCUAUUCAGGAAUUCUGCAUUUUUGCUGUUGUUGCACUUCUUUCAGAUUUCUUCUUACAGGUUGUAUUUUUUUCGACUGUGUUGGCUGCAGACAUUAGACGAGCAGACUUGAGUGGAUUAGAUGGUUCAUCAGGUGUUAGCAGUACCCCAUACACAGCUGCAGUUUCACGAUCUUCUUUCCUGUCCGCUGAUGUUGGUGACAGUGUAGCAGGUCGUCGAAGCGGCCUGCAUCGCUCUCGUUCACACCCUCGUUUGGAAUCAACUUCAGCAAGCUAUCCUGCAAGCAUUGUGGCUCCACCAUUGGGAAGAACAUACAAUUCUGCUGCUGUCCUUAUACCAAAGCGACUGCGUGUGGUGCAUUUCUGGGCACGCACUCGAAUCGUUCAGCGUGGCUUUAUGGUGUUCAUGGUUGUAUGGAUAGCCGCAAUUGUGUAUGACUCUGGUAUUAUUGAACAGCUGUUGCCGGAUGGUGGAGGAACAACAUGGCACCCAACUGACUCUGUUUCUGAUUUCAGUGUUGAAAAUAAGCAAAAAACUGUGGAAAACUCCAUUUAUGAUGGUCCAGAGAAAAGAGCCAUACCACCACUUCUCACUGAUUCCAAGGACAAAGGAAGUAAUGGAGGAAAUCAUUACACUAAUGGGAAUAGUAAUGGGGGUAGUAUACUUUCUGGCCUGCCGUGCCAAAAACUUUUGCCUCAGCCAAGCCGCUGGGAACCUGCUGUUAGUGUCAAAGAAGCUCGUCGGUGGCAGGCUGCACUCCAACUCUACAACAUUUCAGUGAGUGGUCAUUACAUCACCGUUCUUCCACCACUCCACCUAUUGGCUCCAGUGUCUCCUCAAGCAGCCAGAAUAGCUCGUCAUCCUGAUGAUAUUCCGGGAUCUCUCAGUCCUGCAUCUUCAGGAAGUGGACCUCCUGGAUGGGAAACUUUGGCUGCUGCACUUGAUUCAGGGGAUUUCGAUCUGAAUUCUGCUGACCUUAGGCAUGAUGGAUCUGCAAGCUCAGCAUCUCACCAGUCGUCAGCACCUUUGGUGCCCCAGUCACCUACAGAGCUGUUUUUAACUGCAGUUCUUUGUGCUGUGAGUGUAGCUGUGAUUGCUUACACCACUGCUGUGCUCUAUCGCUGUGUCUGUUCCCGUAAUUAUGCAGAGUGGCGUGCUGGUUGGAGUGGAGAAGGCAGUGGGGCAGCUAAUGAAGGUGACACACAGGUAGUCUUGAGGGAAUCUGUGCCUCUUGCACUGGAGGGUCAUACUCAGCAAGUAGAAUGGAUUGUUGCUGAUGGUGGCAUUAUAGUCAGCUGCUGCUUUGGUGGGGAACUGCGUUCUUGGGAUGGGCUUUCGGGAGAGUUGCUUGCCUUCACAGACAGAGCAAGGUUCUUCUCACACCCACCAAUACUCCGUUCAUGUUCAGAGGAGGGUCCCCAUUCUGACUAUGAAAGUGGUUCUCCACCCUCACGUGGUGAUGAGCCUUCUUCUGUUAUCACACCAUUGCCAGGAAAUCAGGUGUUACCAUCCUUUCCUGAUUUGAGGCAUGCUAUAUCUGCAAACUUCACAUCUGCUUCUCAUCAGCAGCUUUCCGUAGUGGCACCUCCAGAUCCCAGAACUGGUUUUGACUAUGGAGAGAGGUACCGCUUGCUGUUUGAAGAGUUUAUUUCUCAGCAACGCCAAAAAACUGAGCGUACAACGGAUUUUCCAGUUUUACAAGAAAACUGUUCAUUCCGUCCUCCCUUGUCUAAUCCAACACCAAUUCCGGGUUCCACCCUCCAUCGAACACUGCCGUCGGCAGAGCCUCCAUCUCCAGUAUCACCCCAUUCAGCCAGUCCUUCAACAGUGUCGUCUCGGCCUCCACCUCCUGUCUGGUGCCUAGAUUGCCGGGACAACUUGGUGGCUGCUGGUUGUGCUGAUGGGAGACUGGAGUUUUGGGAGGCCAAUACAGGUGCAUUUAAGUGUCUGUUUGAUGAUGGCAGUGGAGUGGCAGUCACAGCUGUAAAAGUAAUUGGGAAUCGGGUGGUGGCUGCUCGUUUGAAUGGAGCUCUAGAUUUUCUGGAACUUGAAACUUUUGGGAAAAGUGGCAAACGUCCCCUUGCACUUGAUGGUUGGGGAUUCACCAAUUUUCGGCGCACACAUAUACGAACAGGAAGUGCUGGCUCUGCAGCUGAUAUGAAGUUUAUUGGAUCCAGUGGCAGUGCGCAUGGAAAUACGGGACAGAAAAAUGAAAGUGAAGCUGUAACUGAGGAGGAAGUUCGCUGUUCACGUUUAGUUCAAGCUCGUGCUCACAGGCAACCAAUCACUGCUUUGGACUGUGAAGGAGGUCGUGUUGUAACUGGAGGCCAGGACCAUUGCAUGAAGGUUUUUCGGUUGGAAGAUCAGCGGCCACUGUACACAUUGCAUGGACAUUGUGGACCUAUUACCUGUGUUUUUAUUGACCGCAUUUCUCCAUUACUUUCUGGUUCUGGCAGCCAAGAUGGACUUCUUUGCGUGUGGGACCUACUCACAGGGACAUGCAUGUAUAGUAUACAAGCACACGAUGGAGCGGUUUUGUCUUUGACAUACUCAGCAAGUUACGUAAUUAGUCUGGGAUCUGAUGAGAGGCUUUGUGUGUGGGAAAGAUUUCAAGGUCAUCUUCUCAAUACCAUCAAUCUAAGCAACUCCUAUUGUCCAAGUAUUGUUAUGCUUACUCAUAACUUGCUUGUCACAAGCAAACAGGAUUCCUUGAUUGUGUGGGAUGUUCGGACAGGUGAACCAGUUCGUGUGGUACGCUUGAGUGGUGGUGGUGCUCUUGUGAAACAGUUAGUGUUGUUGGCCCCAGGUGAUUCAGUAGCGUGUGACUGUGGAAGCCAAGUCCGAGUGGUGCGGUUCCCUCUCGCGUGUGAUAAGACUGAUUAAAUCGUGAGGUCUGCCACAUAAUUUUAACUUUAAAAAAUUGUAAACUAUAGGCAGCUGGAAGUGUAUUACAGGAAAAUUGUCAUCUGCACCCACUAAGUUGCUCCAUAACAUUCUGAGUGGAAAAGCAAGAUUUCAGAAGACACAAAGGGUGAAACUGAUUUUUCCCAGUGUGUGUUAACCUCUGACACAUUCAUGACAGAAUUAUGCUUGUCAUGCAGCUGAUAUCACGUAUACAUGUUUAGGAUGGGAAUGUUUUGUGUUGUGAUCAAGUUAGUCUUUUGUUUUUAUUGUAAUUUGGAAGUGUGUUUCUUAUAUCUAUUUAUAAUUGUGUGAAGAAGUUGUUUGAGUGAGUAUGUUUGUAUCAGCACAUUUUUCAUAUUCAUUUGCAGUUAACUAAAAUCAGGGCAUAUGAUCAUAUGUUUAGAAUAUUUUAGGAUAAGGUUAAGCGACAUGAUGUCUCUGUUGGUUAAAGCAUCAGCGAUGAUUUGAAAGUUGUUGAUUCAAGUCAAGAUAGGCAUUAACAUAUUCCCCAGUGUCAAAUACGGCAUUCUCUUUUGACAAAGCUUUGUUUAUUUACUCAUGCCAUUUCACUGUGUGGUUUUGAUGGCAUGCAAAUUUUUAGGUCACCAUAACUUGGAGGAUAUGGAUUAAAAUAUAUGAACACUAGGGAAUUCCAUCUCACAUCAGGCACAUGUUAUCAUUGUGUUGUUAAACCUUUGGUUGGAUGACUUCUACUUAACUAUAUUCCUAAGAUAAUGUAGGGAACUUAAAUAUUGCAGUACAAAAGUUGAAACCUGUGGUUCUGUUUAGAUCAGCUUUUCUGAAAGAAUUUUGCAUUGAAAUGUGAAGAAUCUUGUAUCCCACUCUCCUCCCAUCAUUCAUCUGUUCAUUUCUACAGAAACCUCAGUUUACUAAUUUUAUUUUAUUGUUACAUUUAUCUUCCAUAUAUUUUGUUCAUAUAAUUGCUUUUCUCUGCCUUUUUCUUUAUCAUAUUAAAAAAAAUACACUGGACUGAAUAUGAGGCACUUGCCCAUGGUUUGAUUCUCUUCUGAUCACAUGUCAGGUAUUGCUGCUUCCCUAUUUUAAUAGUUUUACUGUUUGUGUAAGUCAUCAAGGCCAAAGUGUGACACUAUUGAGAAUCCACUGUUUGCAGUUACCAGAAAGUGAAUAUACAUACAAGCUGUUGCUGGAUUUUGACCAGUUAUUUUGCAUUAUAUCCUGUAUAAUAUGUUGUAGUGUAUCUUUCUUUACUGCAGUGUUAAUUAAUGCUGAUGUUCUGAAGUACGCCCAUUCCACACCUUACCAUAGCAUUUCAUUUUGUCUGUCUCCAUUCAUGCAUUAUUGAGAGAGAGAGAGAGAGAGAGAGAGACAAUUUCUUAACUAAUGACUUCAUUUUUAACAUUCUGCAAGUAGUGCCAAAUAUCAAAUGGGGUCAUUAUUUAGUGCUUUAAAUGUGAUGAGUUUCACUUUUUUACUCCAGGGGUGUGAGUCACUAUCUCACAUCAGUUUUUCAGUGUUCUUUAAUUUGUGUGUUGUCUACAGAGUUUUCCACUUUCCUUUUGCUAAACAAAUUGUAAUUUUGAUUUUAGGUAUAUGUAUGUAGUUUAUUUAUUUAUUUAUUUUUUUCUUCCCCCUCUUAGCACAUAACAAUUGGUGUUAGUAAUUCUCUUGUGUUGGCAAAAUUAUAAAUCUUAAUGAGUCAGAACCAAGUGAAAUCCGUUGACUACAUUUUAUAAUGUAUGAUUUUCUGUGAUUCACAGCAAAAGUAAAUCAAAUUUUGGCCAGUAGUAAUUACAGUGACGAUUAUGGCCCAGUGGUUUCGAAGUCUUACGCUGCUUCUUUUACAAUUCAGUGGAAAUUAGACUACUUAGAAAAUGUUUUUUGUCAUUAUCAUUUAAAUAUUAUUAGAAAUAUAAUAUAUUAGAGGGUUUUGUGCAGGAAAGAUGAAGACAUUGAUAACAUCUAUAGAUUUACCCAAAACAAUUGCAAUGUCUCAUACACUCUGAACUCAAAUACUUUUACACAUAUUCGUAAAGGGAAAGCUGUAGACAUGGAAAGAGCAUGAAGGGGAGGGUUAUCAUCUCAGAAUCCAGUGGUGAAUGAAGCAAAAGAGGAAAGAAGUAAUAAAUUGGGAGUUACUGGUUUGUUGAUAUUUCUUUUAUUGUUUUUUGUAGAACUGUUUUAAGUGCCUUUACUUGUAUGUAUAUUGAU